AUGUCAGCACCAGCCAGUUUAAUUGCUGACACUGGUGCUGUAACACUCACACUCUUCCCACUCCAACACAGCUGUCCUCACUGCUGCUCACAGUGGACACCUCUGAACAAAGCAGACAUGGGCCCGUGGGUGGUCUCAGAUGGAAAGGAAGGAGAGAAAAGCAGGCAGGAGACAGGUAGAUCCGACGCUUUCCCUCACCCUCAGAGAUCGCAAGCCGAGAACACGCGCCUGGGGUCCAACCGCAACUUUAACCAGAAAUGUGGGACAGGGACUGGCACUUUACCUCAACUCGACCCACCGUCGAAACAGGUGGUGGUGACCAACUGUAAACUUCUCCACCAAUCUGAUGGCACCUUACCCAACAUCGUCAAGCAGCUGGUGCAGAACGUCCAGCAGAGUCAGGAGGAGCGCGAGAGGCCAAGGCCGCAGUUCCCAGCACGUUUUGGUUCCUCUGUUGACAACAUCUCAGAGUCUCUAACCAGAAGCAUCAUCAACAAGUUUGAGAAGAUCAGGACUUAUGAGGGACAGCGGUUACCCAUGUCACCAACAGCUGCACUGAAGCACUUUCAGAGCCAGCUCACAGAGUACGAGCAAGAGGAGAUUAUGGACUACACUGAGAUCUGGUAUCUGGGCUUAGAUACCAAGAAGAUCCAGGGCUGUCAGGGAUCUGCGCAGAAUUCAGGCUAUGAUGAUGAGCAUGGCAGCUACCUGAAGAUCCUUCAUGACCAUAUCGCCUACCGCUACGAGGUCCUGGAAGUGAUUGGGAAGGGAUCUUUUGGACAGGUCCUCAAAUGUCUGGAUCAUAAGACAAAUGAGAUGGUGGCCAUAAAGAUCAUUCGCAACAAGAAAAGAUUCCACCAACAGGCGCUGGUCGAGCUGAAGAUCCUGGACGCACUGCGGCGGAGAGACCGAGACAACUGCCACAACGUCAUCCACAUGAAGGAGUAUUUUUAUUUCCGCAACCACCUCUGCAUCUCCUUCGAGCUCCUGGGAGCAAACCUGUAUGAGCUGAUCAAGAAGAACAACUUCCAGGGCUUCAGUCUGGCUCUGAUCCGACGCUUCGCACACUCUUUGCUCAAGUGCCUGCAGAUGCUCCACAGGGAGAAGAUCAUCCACUGCGACCUGAAACCGGAGAACAUUUUGCUGUCCCAGCGAGGACAGGGAAAUAUCAAGGUGGUUGACUUUGGAUCAAGCUGUUAUGAGCAACAGAGAGUGUACACAUACAUCCAGAGCCGUUUCUACCGCUCUCCGGAGGUGAUCCUGGGCCACCCGUACAGCAUGGCCAUAGACAUGUGGAGCCUGGGCUGCAUCCUGGCCGAGCUUUACACGGGAUACCCGCUUUUCCCAGGGGAGAGCGAGGUCGAGCAGAUCGCCUGCAUCAUGGAGGUGAUGGGUUUGCCUCCAAACGACUUUGUUCAGACUGCAUCCAGAAGAAAGUUAUUUUUUGAUUCAAAAGGAAAUCCACGAAACGUCACGAACAGCAAAGGGAAAAAACGCAGACCCAGCUCCAAGGAUCUUGCCAGUGUACUGAAGACCAACGAUCCCCUGUUUUUAGACUUUAUUCGGCGCUGUCUUGAGUGGGACCCUGUGAAGCGUAUGACUCCGGAUGAGGGCAUGCAGCACGAGUGGAUUCACGAAGGCCGGCUUAACAAACUCCGCCCUAAAACGCGACCAAUCAGGAAACCUGGAGAGAGUAGCGCCAAUUAUGAGUCCAGUUACCGUAGGACGAUCUCAACCAGGACUGCAGACAAAUCAGGCUCAGAGGACAGACUGAGGAGAGAAAACUCAGCCAAAGGAGGCAAAAGAGACACAGCAGAGCGCCUGCGACCAAUAGGGGCAUCUGCGCAGGAAGAAACCAGUGAGGGCGUGGGCAACACUGCAGAUAAUAAAGACAGCCAAGACAGCAAAGCAGAGAACAAUCCACAGGGCAGCUCGGAGAGGAAAUCAGACAGCGGUGAGCGUUCCGUCGAAAUCAUCAUCCAACAUCAGUCUCAAUCAGCAUCAAGCACAGACUCGGAGGAUCAGCAUCCUCACACUCUACCACCCGUCCUUUAA
Neoarius graeffei (lesser salmon catfish) is the source of this 2055-nucleotide messenger RNA. It is a transcript of the gene dyrk4, whose product is annotated as dual-specificity tyrosine-(Y)-phosphorylation regulated kinase 4. Lineage: Eukaryota; Metazoa; Chordata; Actinopteri; Siluriformes; Ariidae. Gene Ontology annotation, cellular component: nucleus. Bases 1 to 2055 code for a protein of 684 amino acids. Gene Ontology annotation, molecular function: protein serine/threonine/tyrosine kinase activity; protein serine/threonine kinase activity; ATP binding. Gene Ontology annotation, biological process: peptidyl-serine phosphorylation; peptidyl-threonine phosphorylation. The record is from RefSeq and is a predicted model, not a curated record. The transcript is spliced from 15 exons.